AAUACGAUUUGUGUAGAGAUGAGAUUUCAAGGUUCUUUUGAGGUAAAGCCCACAUUGACAGAACACCGAUACAAAAUGUGCACCCCAACAAGUAAGACAACCAACACCCAAAUCUGUCAGCCAGAAUCGGCCCACCAGCAAUAAACUUUCACCCAGCAAAUUAUUUUGUAUUUUCACUAUUUCUUAACUUUUGUUUUCUUAUUUAUUGACUUUCAUUUAUUAAUUAUAAGCUCUUUGGAAAUGCUUUCUGAAAAAGUUAGGAAAUAAUCAAAAGAUAGAUUAGGUUAAUAAAUAAGAUGGAUUACAGUAAUAAAUAAGAUAGAUGGACAAUGGAUUGAUCUUGUGAAGGAGGUUUUUAACAUUCAUAAAACCAGAUAAACAAUGUAUAGAAGAACGCAACUUACAAUGUAUAACCUAUAGGGCAUGUUGUGAUCUGUGGGGGAAACCGGAGUACCCGGAGGAAACCCACGCAUGCAUGGGGAGAACACGCAACUCCACGCAAAAAGGCCGCAGCCGAGUUUUGAACCUGCGACCUUCGUGCUGCGAGGCAACAGUGCCAACAACUGCACCACCAUGCAGCCUUACCGGGCAAUCAGGAGUUUAUAUUCCUCAGAAAUUUCUGGGAAACAGUGCAUUUGGUGAGGUUUACAAGGGUUUAAAACAGAACAGCUGAAGCAGUGUCUCUGAAGUUUAUCACCAUUGAUUAAGUUAAUCGAUCACUUUGAAUAUAAUGACAGCUUCUGUUUAGUGUUUGAAACAUAUUACAUGAAUAUAUUUGGUUUAUUUCAAAUGAGAGAGGGGGAACCACUAGAUGUCAGUCAAGUCCAGGUGGUUUGCCCACGACCUGCUGGUGGAUCUGAGUGAACUCAAAAAAGGGAAGAAGACAAAUCAAAAUACACCAGAUUUCAUUGUUACACAGAUCUUGGAUACAGAGGUUGAUUCUGAUGAGGAAACUUCAAAGAAUGAAAGCAUUCAAAAGAACUCCCUUUAGUUUGAGGAUGUCACCAUCUGUCAAGGGGAAAGAGUAAUAAGACAUAAUUAGGAUGCAGUUUAAGUUUUAAUAACUUUUAUUUCUAAUAAAUUUCUAUCUUUCCCUUCAUGUAAAGAUACAGAAUACAUUCUUAGUGAGUUUAAACUAGUGUCUGAUUCAGCUUUUUAACUUUCAGUGCAGUUUUAAAUAUUUGAAAGAAUUCUAUUACAAUAAUGUCCGUCUGUGAACAUCAGAGUGGUAGAGGACAAACAAAUCUUCAUGAGAAACAUUUUUAACUUCAUUUGUCCAUGCAGCUCUUUACUCGCUCCAACUCCAGUUACUAAUCCAUCCCAACUAGAGGAAGCUGUUUUUAUUCUGAGACGGCCAUGGUCAGUUUAGUUAGAGAUGUAGAUCAUUUGACAGACAGCAGCAGCAUUUGGCAUAUCAUCAAUAAAGUAAAAUGUGAUCAUGAACAUGAGUAAUUAUUUUAUUUUUUCAGUUUAACCACAUGAUGCUGACUUCCGUGACCUGCUGAAGCAUGCUACACACUCAGGAUAACCAUGGUAACACGACGUGUCUUCCAGAAUAACCAGAGCUGAAUCAGGACGUCUGAACAACAGAACCUUGACAACGUUGGUACUUACUGCAGGACUGUUCAUUUGCAUCUGUUAAAUUAUUUAUCACUCACGGUCAGGUUGGGAUUAUAGUCUUUACUUGAAGACAGAACAAGAAGAAUUAUUAACAAUGAAAUAUCAGCAUAAAUAAAUAACUAGAUCAUUAAUUAAUAAGUUUCAGGUCAAACUGCUGCCUUUGCAUUCAUGUCCAUCUUCAUGUAUUCACAUGAUCCUGAGUGGUGAUGAGCAACAAUCAGGUGGGUGGAAGCAUCUGGUCUGGUCAGGGAAGGAGUAAAUGCUGGUAAGUGGAGUGGUGCAGCUGGCUAGGUGAUGGGGCCUUUUCCAGGAUCACUGGUAUUAAAAGGAAUGGUAAGGGAGCUAAAAUCCCUCCAAAAACACCACCCAUCUGUACUGGUGCUGGAGUGUUGGUGGGGGUUUGCUUGUUGUGGUGCUAAAUGAUGUGUUUCUUUGUUUUUGUCUCUUUUCAUCUGGGUUCUGGUGUCAGAGAGAGGGAUCCUCUAGUCCUGAAGAAGUCUGGAGCUUGCUGAUCUCACUGAAGCAGUUCUUUUGUGGGGUCUCGUGAGACUAAAACAUGUCAAUGCCUGACUUAAAAUGUUUGUGCAGGUUGAACUUAUCACAGUUCUCCGUUAUUAUGAUCUCUGGCUUUUAAUAAAGAAAUAAAUAAAAAAUGUUUUUUUUUGACUCACAUAUGCUGUUUUCUAAUAAGGUUUUAACCAGAAAUAGCUUUAUUUAAAUUAACAUUUUAAUAAAUUAGUUACUAUUUUACACUAGUUGUUAGGGUGGAAGGACAAUCAGCAGGGUUAUAGAUGCAUUUACAAUCACAUGUUUUCCCCCAAGUUAUUAAAAACGUGUUUUAAAUUAGUUUAGAUCAUCUCAUGUUCCAUCUGACAGCAGGCAGAGAACAGACAGACUGAAGAUUAAAUCCUGGAAACAGUUAUCUCUCCUGCUUGGUAGAUCUGAAGGAACUACUGACAUUAAAGUCUAUAUUAAGACAAAAAGAAGAGCAUCUAUGCUAGCAUGCAGAGAACAGAAGCUCUCAAAUUAUAAACCACAUUCUUUCAUUGAUAGGUGUAUUCUAUAAACACUUAUUUUUAUACAAUUAUACCUAUUUUAGCUAAAUACGAUCUGUAACCCACGUGUUUUCUACGUUUUGUUUGCAAUAUAUCUUUUAAAAAUAUAAAGUUGAUAAAUGUUUGUGGCGCUCCAAAAAAUAAAUGCUUUGAUAAAAUACAUAAUUAGUGUAAUAAUAAACAUACAUUAUCGGUCAAAAAAUAUCUGUAGAAAUGAGAAAAGGGUCGUUUUAGCGUCGAGUCCGGCCAGUAACCGCUCAUGUUGACUAGCAGCGCUGAGCUGUUAGCGUUAGCAUUAGCAACUAAGGGCACCGUAAAUCACGUGACCACUGCUUUGAUGAUGCCACGUGACCACUGGGUGCUUUGAUUGUGUCACGUGACCACUGGGUGCUUUGAUGACGUCACUACUAUGCGUCGUCAUAUAAAGGUCGGUUCAGAUUCCAAUUAUCAUUCUGAACAGAUCACAGCUCCAGAGCGGUUGUGUAGCAUAAACAUCCCUUCUGACAGUAUUUAGAAGGACUCAUUCUUUUACCGACAGGAACUUGGUGAGUAGCCUAUCACAGUCAAAAGCUGAAAUCAAAUCAGUUUUAAGAGACAAUCCAUAUUUUGAACUUGAAAAGAUUCAGUUAUCAGUCACCAGUCUUUCAGCUUCAGUAUUCAGAACUGGAAAACAGCCAAUUAAGCUAAAAUGCCUCUUAAGUUUUACAAAAACGAGAUCCUUACCGGGCGAUCUGGAGUUUAUAUUCUUAAGAAAUUUCUGGGAAAAGGUAAUUUUGGUGCAGUUUACAAGGGUUUAAAACAGGGAACAGAUGAAGCAGUGGCUCUGAAGUUUAUGGAUCGCCGUGACUCUGCUUUCGGAGAAGUCAUUAUAUUGGAACAUCUCAGAGAACUCCAGGCUCAUGAGAACGCCCUGAUUAAGUUCAUCGAUAACUUUGUUCACAAUGAUCGCAACUGUUUAGUGUUUGAGAUGCUGGAUAUGGACUUAUUUGACUUAAUGGAAAUUAGACAGAAAAAACCACUAGAUGUCAGUGAAGUUCGGGUGGUUGCCCGCGACCUGCUGGUGGGUCUGAACGCACUGAAGAAUGCUGGAGUGACUCACGCAGAUAUAAAACCAGACAAUAUUAUGCUGGUUAAUCACCAGUCGCAGCCUUUCAGAGUCAAGCUGAUAGAUUUUGGGCUUGCUAUAGAAACAUACAAACUACGGCGUUAUGAUACCAUACAGGUGUGUGGUUUCAGAGCACCAGAGGUGAACUUAGGUCUCCCUCUGACUGAAGCCAUUGACAUGUGGGCUGUUGCUUGUACACUGACCUACAUCUUUCUUGGAGAUCAUAUUCACAAUACUAUUUGUGAGUUUAAAAAUAUGAGGCAGAUCUUUAAGCUCCACGGUCUGCCUGACCAGGAUUUACUUGGCAAGGGAACGAAAGUGGAUCGCUUUUUCAUUUUUGACCAGUCAAACCAAACUUGGAGGUUUAAAACACCACAGGAGUAUACGGAGAGGAUAAUCAUCGAUGGCGACAAACAUGAUGUUGCGUUAGACUCUAUCGAUGACUUUUUAACAAUUCAUCCAGAAAUACAAGACCCCUUUGAGUUAGAAGAUCUGCAGGCUUUCGUAGACCUCCUGAAAAAGAUGUUUACAGUGAAUCCCUCAGAGCGGAUCACUCCAGAAGAAGCUCUAAAUCACAGAUUUAUAACAAUGAGCCACCUUCCUCCUACCAGCAAUAACUCAUAUGUGAUAUGGGCAUAUGAAAAAAUGAAAGUUUAUCGAAUGGAGAAAGAAGAACCGAGCAUAUCCCCUGAUUUCAAUGUAAGACAGACUGCUGACAGAAAAUCAGAUCUCUCUGAUUUCAAUCCAUCUGAUUCUGAUCUGUCGGACUCAGAUCUCUCUGAAUUAGAAGAUUCUGACUCUGAUCUGUCUGACUUUGAUUCAUCAGAUUCUGAUCUGUCUGACUUUGAUUCAUCAGAUUCUGAUCUGUCUGACUUUGAUUCAUCAGAUUCUGAUCUGUCUGACUUUGAUUCAUCAGAUUCUGAUCUGUCUGACUUGGAUACAGAUGAAGAAUCUAAUGAGCCAGCGAACACAUCAGAUUUUCAACUCCUUAAGAUUCAGGACGCUAAUUUAUCAGAUAUGAAGUUGCACGAUCCAGAACUGGAAGGCAGCAGAAGAGACAGACUAGAUGAAACAUCGUUUGAAUUAUACAAAGAUCAAACAAUCACUGGGGAAUCGGGAGUUUAUAUUAUUCAAAAAUUUUUGGGUCGUGUUGCUUUUGGACAAGAGGUCAAGGGUUUAAAACAGGGGACAGAUGAAGUCGUGGCUCUCAAAUUUAUCCACAAAGACAACAGUGAAUCAGCUACCGCAGAAGCCACUAUAUUGAAACAUCUCAAGGAGCUCCAAGCUGACCAGAAGAACCUGAUCAAGUUAAUCGAUCACUUUGAAUUUAAUGACAGCCUCUGUUUAGUGUUUGAGAUGCUGGACAUGGACUUAUUUGGUUUACUUAAAACGAGAGAGUGGGAACCACUAGAUGUCAGUGAAGUUCGGGUGGUUGCCCGCGACCUGCUGGUGGCUCUGAACGCACUGAAGAUUGCUGGAGUGACUCACGCAGAUAUAAAACCAGACAAUAUUAUGCUGGUUAAUCAUCAGUCGCAGCCUUUCAGAGUCAAGCUGAUAGAUUUUGGGGUUGCUAUGGAAACACACAAACUAUGGCGUUGUGAUACCAUACAGGUGUGUGGUUUCAGAGCACCAGAGGUGAACUUAGGUCUCCCUCUGACUGAAGCCAUUGACAUGUGGGCUGUUGCCUGUACACUGGCCUUCAUCUUUCUUGGAGAUUAUAUUCACAAUACUAUUUGUGAGUUUAUCAAUAUGAGGCAGAUCUUUAAGCUCCACGGUCUGCCUGACCAGGAUUUACUUGGCAAGGGAACGAAAGUGGAUCGCUUUUUCAUUUUUGACCAGUCAAACCAAACUUGGAGGUUUAAAACACCACAGGAGUAUACGGAGACGAUAAUGAUCAAUGCCGACGACUAUGAUAUUGCGUUAGACUCUAUCGAUGACUUCUUAACGAUUCAUCCAGAAAUACAAGACCCCUUUGAGUUAGAAGAUCUGCAGGCUUUCGUAGACCUCCUGAAAAAGAUGUUUACAGUGAAUCCCUCAGAGCGGAUCACUCCAGAAGAAGCUCUAAAUCACAGAUUUAUAACAAUGAGCCACCUUCCUCCUACCAGCAAUAACUCAUAUGUGAUAUGGGCAUAUAAAAAAAUGAAAGUUUAUCGAAUGGAGAAAGAAGAACCGAGCAUAUCCCCUGAUUUCAAUGUAAGACAGACUGCUGACAGAAAAUCAGAUAUCUUUGAUUUCAGUCCAUCUGAUUAUGAUCUGUCGGACUCAGAUCUCUCUGAAUUAGAAGAUUCUGACUCUGGUCUGUUCGACUCCGGUCUGUCUGACUUUGAUUUAUCAGAUUCUGAUCUGUCUGACUUGGAUACAGAUGAAGAAUCUAAUGAGCCAGCGAACACAUCAGAUUUUCAACUCCUUAAGAUUCAGGAAGCUAAUUUAGCAGAUAUGAAGUUGCACGAUCCAGAACUGGAAGGCAGCAGAAGAGACAGACUAGAUGAAACAUCGUUUGAAUUAUACAAAGAUCAAACAAUCACUGGGGAAUCAGGAGUUUAUAUUAUUCAAUCAUUUCUGGGUCGUGUUGCUUUUGGACAAGUGGUCAAGGGUUUAAAACAGGGGACAGAUGAAGUCGUGGCUCUCAAAUUUAUCCACAAAGACGACAGUGAAUCAGCUACCGCAGAAGCCACUAUAUUGAAACAUCUCAGGGAGCUCCAAGCUGACCAGAAGAACCUGAUCAAGUUAAUCGAUCACUUUGAGUUUAAUGACAGCCUCUGUUUAGUGUUUGAGAUGCUGGAUAUGGACUUAUUUGACUUAAUGGAAAUGAGACAGGAAAAACCACUAGAUGUCAGUGAAGUUCGGGUGGUUGCCCGCGACCUGCUGGUGGGUCUGAACGCACUGAAGAAUGCUGGAGUGACUCACGCAGAUAUAAAACCAGACAAUAUUAUGCUGGUUAAUCAUCAGUCGCAGCCUUUCAGAGUCAAGCUGAUAGAUUUUGGGGUUGCUAUGGAAACACACAAACUAUGGCGUUGUGAUACCAUACAGGUGUGUGGUUUCAGAGCACCAGAGGUGAACUUAGGUCUCCCUCUGACUGAAGCCAUUGACAUGUGGGCUGUUGCCUGUACACUGGCCUUCAUCUUUCUUGGAGAUUAUAUUCACAAUACUAUUUGUGAGUUUAUCAAUAUGAGGCAGAUCUUUAAGCUCCACGGUCUGCCUGACCAGGAUUUACUUGGCAAGGGAACGAAAGUGGACCGCUUUUUCAUUUUUGACCAGUCAAACCAAACUUGGAGGUUUAAAACACCACAGGAGUAUACGGAGACGAUAAUCAUCGAUGGCGACGACUAUGAUAUUGCGUUAGACUCUAUCGAUGACUUCUUAACGAUUCAUCCAGAAAUACAAGACCCCUUUGAGUUAGAAGAUCUGCAGGCUUUCGUAUACCUCCUGAAAAAGAUUUUUACAGUGAAUCCCUCAGAGCGGAUCACUCCAGAAGAAGCUCUAAAUCACAGAUUUAUAACAAUGAGCCACCUUCCUCCUACCAGCAAUAACUCAUAUGUGAUAUGGGCAUAUGAAAAAAUGAAAGUUUAUCGAAUGGAGAAAGAAGAACCAAGCAUAUCCCCUGAUUUCAAUGUAAGACAGACUGCUGACAGAAAAUCAGAUCUCUUUGAUUUCAAUCCAUCUGAUUAUGAUCUGUCGGACUCAGAUCUCUCUGAAUUAGAAGAUUCUGACUCUGGUCUGUUCGACUCCGGUCUGUCUGACUUUGAUUUAUCAGAUUCUGAUCUGUCUGACUUGGAUACAGAUGAAGAAUCUAAUGAGCCAGCGAACACAUCAGAUUUUCAACUCCUUAAGAUUCAGGAAGCUAAUUUAUCAGAUAUGAAGUUGCACGAUUCAGAACUGGAAGGCAGCAGAAGAGACAGACUAGAUGAAACAUCGUUUGAAUUAUACAAAGAUCAAACAAUCACUGGGGAAUCAGGAGUUUAUAUUAUUCAAUCAUUUCUGGGUCGUGUUGCUUUUGGACAAGUGGUCAAGGGUUUAAAACAGGGGACAGAUGAAGUUGUGGCUCUCAAAUUUAUCCACAAAGACGACAGUGAAUCAGCUACCGCAGAAGCCACUAUAUUGAAACAUCUCAGGGAGCUCCAAGCUGACCAGAAGAACCUGAUCAAGUUAAUCGAUCACUUUGAAUUAAAUGACAGCUUCUGUUUAGUGUUUGAGAUGCUGGAUAUGGACUUAUUUGACUUAAUGGAAAUGAGACAGGAAAAACCACUAGAUGUCAGUGAAGUUCGGGUGGUUGCCCGCGACCUGCUGGUGGCUCUGAACGCACUGAAGAAUGCUGGAGUGACUCACGCAGAUAUAAGACCAGACAAUAUUAUGCUGGUUAAUCAUCAGUCGCAGCCUUUCAGAGUCAAGCUGAUAGAUUUUGGGGUUGCUAUGGAAACACACCAACUAUGGCGUUAUGAUACCAUACAGGUAUGUGGUUUCAGAGCACCAGAGGUGAACUUAGGUCUUCCUCUGACUGAAGCCAUUGACAUGUGGGCUGUUGCUUGUACACUGGCCUUCAUCUUUCUUGGAGAUUAUAUUCACAAUCCUAUUUGUGAGUUUAACAAUAUGAGGCAGAUCUUUAAGCUCCACGGUCUGCCUGACCAGGAUUUACUUGGCAAGGGAACGAAAGUGGAUCGCUUUUUCAUUUUUGACCAGUCAAACCAAACUUGGAGGUUUAAAACACCACAGGAGUAUACGGAGACGAUAAUGAUCGAUAGCGACGACCAUGAUGUUGCGUUAGACUCUAUCGAUGACUUUUUAACGAUUCAUCCAGAAAUACAAGACCCCUUUGAGUUAGAAGAUCUGCAGGCUUUCGUAGACCUCCUGAAAAAGAUGUUUACAGUGAAUCCCUCAGAGCGGAUCACUCCAGAAGAAGCUCUAAAUCACAGAUUUAUAACAAUGAGCCACCUUCCUCCUACCAGCAAUAACUCAUAUGUGAUAUCGGCAUUUGAAAAAAGGAAAGUUUAUAUAAUGUAGGAAGAAGAAACAAGCGGCCCGUCACCUGAUUUCAUCGUGGGACAGACCGCUGACAACAAACCAAAUCUCUUUGAUCUGAAUCUGUCUGAUCACAAUCUGUCAGACUCAGAUCUCUGUGAAUUAGAAGAUUCUAACUCUGAUCUGUCUGACUUAGAUACUGACGAGCCAGUGAACACGUGAGAAUUGGAUGUUGACAAGUUUCAGAAAGCUGAUUUAUCAAACUUUAAGCAGUACGAUUCGGAACUGGAAGCCAGAUGAAGAGACAGCCUAGAUGAAAUGUCAUUUGAAUUAUACAAAGAUCAGACAAUCCCUGGGGAUCCAAGAGUUUAUGUUAGUCAAUAUUUUCUUAGAUAAGUUUAUUUAGACAAGUGGUCAAGGGUUUAAAACAGGGGGCAGAUGAAGUCGUGGCUCUCAGAUGUGUCCACAAAGACAACACGGGAGCAGCUACCAGAGAAGCCACUAUAUUAAAACAUUUCAGGGAGCUCCAAGCUGACCAGAAGAGCCUGAUUAUGUCAAUCGAUCACUUUGAAUAUAAUAGGAGUGGCUGGAUAGGCCUAGAAAAAAAUGUGGGGUCUGCACACCAGAUUAGUCAGUGUGUUAGCUCUAGUAGAGUUCAGCCUGUGGCGUUGCAUUGCACGUUCCUUUAUUCUUUCUCAUAAAAAAAAGCAAAAAGUCCAUUACACUCAGAUCAAAAUUGAAGAAUGCAAAAUUAGUUACACUACUGUGGAUACAGAGGAAGAUUCUCAGGAGGAAACUUCAAACUUAGCAUUCAAAGUUUUAACGUUUAGUGUUAGCGUUUAGUUUUAGCGUUUAAUUUUAGCGUUUAGUGUUGGCGUUUAGUUUUAGCAUUUAGUGUUAGCGUUUAGUUUUAGCGUUUAGUGUUAGCGUUUAGUUUUAGCAUUUAGUAUUAGCGUUUAGUUUUAGCGUUUAGUUUUAGCGUUUAGUGUUAGCGUUUAGUGUAGCGUUUAGUUUUAGCGUUUAGUGUUAGCGUUUAGUUUUAGCGUUUAGUGUUAGCAUUUAGGUUUAGCGUUUAGUUUUAGCGUUUAGUGUUAGCGUUUAGUGUUAGCGUUUAGUUUUAGCGUUUAGUGUUAGCGUUUAGUUUUAGCAUUUAGUAUUAGCGUUUAGUUUUAGCGUUUAGUGUUAGCGUUUAGUUUUAGCGUUCUAAAACUGGGUUAGGCCAUAACAGGGUUGGGGUUGGGUUAGUAAUAAAGUAAACGAACAAAAAAAAAUAAAAAUAAAAAAUCCUCUACUAUUAAUCGCCACCUUAUCGCGGUGUAGGGGUUUGCGUGCCCUGAUGACCCCAGAAGGUAUGUUGCCUGGGACUGUUUGUCCCUGUUAGGUUCUGCCAUGGCAACUGGGCUCUGGGUCAGGGGCCAGACUAAGAGCGAUUAAUUAAUUCUUAUUAGGACUACAAAAGCAGUGGAGAAAAACUCUCUCCAAGACUUUUUAAAUGAUUGAGUUUUAGUAGUUACGUAGUUGGUAUAAAAGAAAAGUUUUCACAGAAAAUAUUUUCCGUUAUCUAGAUCAGCGGUUCCCAACUUGACCCUCCAAAGGGGUCCCUCUGUGUCUGUGCUGAGGUUGUUGGGUUACAAAGAUUAUUUAUUAUUUGUAAAAAAUUACUUUUCUAAAAUCCCAAUUACACGCCUAAUCAAAAAUAUGUAUAGGAGUUACAACACCGCAUGUCUGUGCAGUUUGUAACUAAUCAUGUGUGAUGUGUGUUUGUAGAUGGGGUUGGGGGGGUCCUGGCUUGUUUUCAACACUGGUACGGGGGUCUUCAUGGUAAACAGUUGGGAACAACUGAUCUAGAUGAAAUAUGGUGUUUACUAAUUUAAAAACUGUAGAAAUUUUAAAGUAGUAUAUUUUAUUCUGAAAGUAUUUACAGGAAGUGCCAAUCAUCUUGUUUAACUUGAUAUAAACGCUGUGGUAACAGCUUCUGUCCGCAGGAGGGCGGAAACAUCCUUCAUCGUGAAAGUCAGACAAUGAAGGGUUUGCUUGUUUCAACCAUCGACAUGUGGUUUCUACCCAGUUGAUCUGAAAAAUUACAUAAAUCCCUUCAGUCAAAUGCUGAUUACAAAUAAACCAAUUAAAAAUCAAUUUAGACAGAAACAUGUAUACAAAAGUAUUUCUAUUUGUUAAUGCUUAUUUUGUGCAUUUGGUUUAGUUUUAUUUCUGAAUUUCAGAGGUUAUUUUUAAAGUUAUUGAUGAAACAAGGACCAGUAAGUAGACUGGAUGCGGUCAAAACUCCAGAAGAUGGCAGUAAUGCAGCUGUGCUGCUAAACAGCUCUUUAAUACCAGGACCAUUUGUCACGGUCCGUGGUGAGCCUCCUGCAUGUAACCUGUUUGUUCUGAGUAUUGUUGUAGGUGGGUGUGUCUGAGAGCCACCAGCUGCAGCUGAUCCCGUCAUCAAGGCCCAGGGGAUUUAAGGAGCAGUGUGACACUUCACCACGCCGGAUGAUUGCUCAGCUUUGGGUUUCACUCCACCCUCCACCAUCUCAAUACCAGCUCGGAUUCCUGCACUUCAUCUCAUGCUGUCUCCUCCCCUGGCCGCCCGCUCUCAGCCGCUCACCUGCACCCACCAAGCCUCUGCUCCUACCUCCUCUCAUAUUCGACAGUCCCUCCUCCUUCUGGAGCCUUCCUGCUCACCUGGACCUGACCUAGCCCUUCCAGAGGCUCUCACCACUAUCUACAUCAAAUCCUCUCCUGGAGCCUUGCUGCCAGCCUGCACGUCGCCUGUUCCCGUUCCUCUGAUUUAAUAAAAAAGAACGUUUUACUUA
Nothobranchius furzeri (turquoise killifish) is the source of this 11552-nucleotide messenger RNA. RefSeq lists its product as uncharacterized. NCBI's taxonomy places the organism in Eukaryota, Metazoa, Chordata, Actinopteri, Cyprinodontiformes, Nothobranchiidae. The record is from RefSeq and is a predicted model, not a curated record.